Anneissia japonica is the source of this 784-nucleotide messenger RNA. Its product is annotated as cleavage and polyadenylation specificity factor subunit 2-like. The transcript is spliced from 4 exons. The record is from RefSeq and is a predicted model, not a curated record. Bases 98 to 769 code for a protein of 223 amino acids. Gene Ontology annotation, biological process: mRNA 3'-end processing by stem-loop binding and cleavage. Gene Ontology annotation, cellular component: mRNA cleavage and polyadenylation specificity factor complex. Gene Ontology annotation, molecular function: RNA binding. Lineage: Eukaryota; Metazoa; Echinodermata; Crinoidea; Comatulida; Comatulidae.
CUAUGUGUGAACAUUUGUGAUACUCCUAUCAAUUCUUUGUAGAAGCUUUUUUUCAUAUGCAGUUCAACAAGAAAAUAAUCAGCCAAAAUUUGACAUAAUGACAUCUAUCAUCAGAUUAACACCAUUUUCUGGUGUAUUGGAUGAGUCACCUUUAUGUUACAUGUUGCAAGUGGAUGAAUUUCGCUUUCUCUUGGACUGUGGUUGGGAUGAGCAUUUCAGUUCACAACACAUGCAAAAUGUUCAGAAACAUAUUGGUCAGAUUGAUGCAGUACUACUGACCUACCCUGAUAAUAACCACCUAGGUUUGCUGCCUUACCUAGUUGGUAAGUGUGGUCUUGCAUGCCCAAUCUAUGCAACCAUUCCAGUCUAUAAAAUGGGUCAAAUGUUCAUGUAUGAUCUCUACCAGUCAAGACACAAUACAGAGGAGUUUGAUCUUUUCACAUUAGAUGAUGUGGAUGCUGCAUUUGACAAAGUCAUCCAAGUGAAGUAUUCCCAGAGCAUUGCCCUAAAAGGUAAAGGUCAUGGUUUGGUGAUAACAGCAUUGCCUGCUGGUCACAUGGUCGGAGGAACGAUUUGGAAAAUUGUGAAAGAUGGAGAAGAAGAGAUUAUAUACGCUGUUGAUUACAACCACAAGAAAGAAAGGCACUUGAACGGAUGUGUAUUAGAGACAAUAAGUAGGCCGUCACUACUUAUUACGGAUGCCUACAAUGCCAUGUAUCAGCAGACAAAGAGAAGACAAAGAGACGAACAGUUAAUGAGUAUGUAUUGAAAUAUUAAUAAUGUU